AUGGAGAAUCACUAUGGAGAACGAAUUCCCAUGCAAAGAUACUUCUCCGCGGUCCGUAACAUGGAACAAACGGUGAUGUUUCCCAGCCUUCUCCAGGGGGUCUUGUUGGAAGACCAGGAUGACCCAGCUGGAGUCAACGCUGCGAUGGAAAGGUCCUGCGACAGAGAUCUCUACCACUACUACACGCUUCUAAAAUCCGUCAAGUUAACGGUUGAGAGUGGUCUACCUCCUCUUAACGACAAGAGUCUCAGGUCCAAGGAAGAAGAAGAAGAAGAAGCAGCUAAGGAGAAGACAGACCUUGAAGGACUCGUUCGGUAUCACAUUUCUGGCUUAUAUCAUGUCCUCGCCCAACUGACCAGCCGAGCCAACACGGUGACUUCUAGGUACAAUGAAAUUCUGGGACAGAUCAAUCAGAAUGGAAUCGCUUUUCGUUGGUAG
Messenger RNA from Protobothrops mucrosquamatus (brown spotted pit viper), 438 nucleotides. RefSeq names its product thyroid hormone responsive (gene THRSP). The coding region runs from base 1 to 438 and encodes 145 amino acids. Gene Ontology annotation, biological process: regulation of lipid biosynthetic process. The transcript has a single exon. The record is from RefSeq and is a predicted model, not a curated record. NCBI's taxonomy places the organism in Eukaryota, Metazoa, Chordata, Lepidosauria, Squamata, Viperidae. Gene Ontology annotation, cellular component: cytosol.